This is a messenger RNA of Candidula unifasciata, 729 nucleotides long. Lineage: Eukaryota; Metazoa; Mollusca; Gastropoda; Stylommatophora; Geomitridae. The record is from the annotation of a GenBank genome assembly.
AUGUAUAACAAUGAAUCAGUGGAUUUACAGGAGCUUUCAGAAAACUACCGAGUGGUAUUCAGCAAACAUGUCACUACUGGCAGAUUGAAACCCACAAUCCAGAAGAAAACGCGCCAGGAGCUAGUUUCCAUGUUUCCGGAACUUGAAAUGGGAGGUUGGUUUACUCCAUCCAAGUGCAGACCUAAAGAGAACACAGCAAUAAUUAUUCCAUACCGGAACCGCUACUCACACCUUCAUAUUCUUUUACUGAAUAUCGUCCCUUUGCUAGUCAAACAAAAUGUGAAGUUUAGUCUCUUUGUCAUAGAACAGGAACUACCAGGAAUUUUCAACAGGGGCAUGUUAUUCAAUGUUGGCUUUCUGGAGGCUCUACGGUUGGACAACUUUGACUGCUUCAUCUUCCACGAUGUGGACAUCAUCCCAAUCAACGACCACAACCUUUACAACUGCAACCAUGAGCCAACUCAUUUUCUCACGGGAGUCAAUAAGUUUCAAUACAAACUGAUGUAUCAGAACAUGUUUGGUGGCGUGGUGGCCUUUACUCUCCAGCAGUUCACCAACAUAAAUGGUGCCUCCAAUCUCUACUUUGGAUGGGGAGGGGAGGAUGAUGAUUUACAGGAAAGAGUCAAGCAAAAGGGCUUCACCGUCAUGCGGAAAGAUUUCAACGUUGGCCUCUACGACAUGAUUAAACACACCAGAGAUGCAACUAAUAAUGCCAACCCGCUGAGGUAA